AAACAACGACAAAGAAGAAAAAGAAGCAACGUAGUGCGGAAGUGUACACAGCGUUUGGGCUUUUUAGCGAGAAUUUCGUUAAUAAACGUUUAUAACCGUUUAUUUAGCUAUUUAUGAAACUUCUUGCACGCAUCACAAAAAUCAAACAUAUACGAUGUCUUUGACAGAAAGGAUGAAUUGUAGAGGAUUUUGUACCAAGUCAACACCACUUCUAUUCCAGCUGACUCGCUCCAAGACGUAAAUACGACUGCUGAUCUGUAACCUAAUCAAAUGUGCAGGACGUGAGCAGCAGGAUUACGCCACAAAUGGACAAGUGAGCGGAGAAAUUACAGCAUAUUGUAAAACAUGUUCGGUGGUAUAUUAUCAGUAUGGUUUCGGUUUGGAUCAAGCCGCCAUGGGUUCUGUAUGGGGACAGCUUCAUUGAUAACACUCAUGCUGCUGAUGUAUGCGGGAGGACUCCAGGCGAGUCUCAGCGUGGGUCCAGGGGGAGACUUCCCAAAGUUCAGAGAUGUGUUCCUCUAUGCUCUCAGUCAUGACGAGUUUCCCUCUCUGCUCGUCAGCGUCAGUCUCCUCCUGCUGCUUGGACCCUGUCAGGAGCGACGCUGGGGAACGGUAGCCUUCCUCUCCCUCUCCGUCCUCACAAUGGCCACGCUACCACUUCUUUACACCCUCGUCCUCUUUGUUGGCGGGGCUGAGGCGAGUCGCGUCUGUGGUUACGCGGCCACCCAGCUGGCCCUGUUUACAGCGCAGUGUCGUCAGCUGACACAGAGGAGGCUGAUGAGGUGUUUGCCUGUCUGGCUUCUGCCCUGGAUUUUUCUGCUGAUUGCUUUGCUCCUGCUUCCAGGGACACCAGCCCUGCUUAAUUUCUGUGCAGUCUGCAUUGGACACAACUAUAAUCAGCCACUUAUCAGGAUGUUACAAGAGCUGGAGGAGAGCAGAGUCACAGCGUUAAUUCCUGCUUGGGCAUAUGUGCCCACUUCAGCCAAUUUCAGAUUACCCACAUAUACCACUACAAGAACUGCUACAAACCAGGCAGCUGUUCCUCCCAUAAGGGAUUCCUCUGUUUCAAACCACCAUCCAUGGAAUGAGCCUCUGCCUGCCUGGGUAAUGGAGGAGGCCGCUGCAUUGUCUGAGGCAGAAGUGUUGGAUGAACAGAUGCUAAGGGCGGGGAUACUGGCCUCAUUGCAGGAUGCUCCCGAUGACCCUGAUGCAAAAGUGGAGGUGCCUAAAUCAUCAGUUUCCUCUCUUCGACUCCAGCAGCUGGAGAAGAUGGGCUUCCCCACGGAGAAAGCUGUAGUGGCAUUAGCAGCAACAAAACAGCUAGAUGGCGCCAUCUCCCUGCUUAUUGAUGACAGCGUUGGAGAGCAAGCUGUGGUGGUAUCUAAGGGAAAGGGCUCUGCUCCCCUGCAGAGCUCCUAGCCCACGUCACACCCCAUCGUUUAUGUUUGUAUCGUUGUUUUGGCUCCUAAACUGGACAGACACUAUGCUUGGGUUUUACUGAGCCUCCACAUAUAUUUUUCCUGUGGGCUAUUUGUAAAACUUUUUUAAUGAGUGUAAAACUAUCAACACAGACUUAACUAUUUGAGACAGUCUGUAUAUCUGUACACUGGAGAAGGUCUUUGUUAUUUAUUCAUGUUUAUGAAUGAACACAUGGAAGACAAGUGAGGUGUUAAAAAACAGUGAACAUUAUUUAUUACACCGAUCAUUUAGACAUGAUUAUCUUAACACAAUACCACAGAAAAAAGGUUCAAAAUAUCAAACGGUUACACAACAGCAUACAAAAUAAACUACAGUUGAUCAUUUUAAAUAGAUUCACAAUAAGUUUGAUAUAUAAGAUGAAAAACAAUUAUCAAGUCUCCUCAUCAGAACAGUUUAAGCAGUUUACCAACAACAGUGGUAAAAAUAUGUUCACGUCCUCUUAACAGUUUAGUUUCCUCUGUGUGUGGUUGUGUGUGUUGAAGAUGUUGAAUGAAGUGCUUCAACCACG
Molecule: messenger RNA, 1987 nt
Organism: Betta splendens (Siamese fighting fish)
Lineage: Eukaryota; Metazoa; Chordata; Actinopteri; Anabantiformes; Osphronemidae
Gene: rhbdd3
Product: rhomboid domain containing 3
Exons: 5
Coding region: 346-1419 (357 amino acids)
Cellular component (GO): membrane
Molecular function (GO): serine-type endopeptidase activity; protein binding
Source: RefSeq, a predicted model, not a curated record